Molecule: messenger RNA, 2012 nt
Organism: Colias croceus (clouded yellow)
Lineage: Eukaryota; Metazoa; Arthropoda; Insecta; Lepidoptera; Pieridae
Gene: Lkb1
Product: serine/threonine-protein kinase STK11
Exons: 6
Coding region: 261-1598 (445 amino acids)
Biological process (GO): establishment of cell polarity; intracellular signal transduction; glucose homeostasis
Cellular component (GO): cytoplasm
Molecular function (GO): protein serine/threonine kinase activity; protein kinase activator activity; ATP binding
Source: RefSeq, a predicted model, not a curated record
UCGAGCAUAAAUUAUCUGUAAUCUGUUAUUUCAAUGCUGUUUCAAUUUUUAAUGGAUUCGUAAUUUAUUUACCUUUAUUUCAACGCAGUUUUUAAAGUUAGUUUGUAAAGUUAUAACGCGUCCAUUGAGGUCGACAACAUAUAUAUUUUGUGAGAUGUGUAAAUUUACAUAAUAUAAAAUAUCUGACGCAGCAUAAAGCGUUCAGUUCACAACUAUAUAAAUUUACGAACAGUUUUCCAAAUGAGUUGUUGUGAUAGAUAAUGGAUCCAAGAAUGUGCAGGAAAAUCAGUAGCAGUGAAAGUCUUCCAGAUGCUGAAAAUGUGGAAUAUGAAGUGUCAAAUAUCAUUGCACCUCAGGAAAGUGAAGAUAAUUUACUUUUGGAGGGCAGCCCAGAACCACUAUCCGUGACCUGGCUGGACGACGAUCAAAUUGAUGAUUUAGAUCUUAAUUUAGACCAAACUAACCUAUUUUUUCAUAGGGUUGAUAGUGCAGAUAUAAUUUAUAGAAGCAAAAAGAAAAAAUGCAAAAUGGUAGGGAAAUAUGUUAUGGGUGAUGUAUUAGGAGAAGGUUCUUACGGAAAAGUUAAAGAGAUGCUAGACUCGGAGACUUUGUGUAGGCGAGCCGUUAAAAUAUUAAAAAAACGAAAGUUGAGGAGAAUUCCAAAUGGAGAACAAAAUGUACAGAGAGAAAUUCAAUUAUUACGAAUACUUAGGCAUAAAAAUGUGAUAGAACUAGUCGAUGUUAUGUAUAAUGAUGAGAAGCAAAAAAUGUACCUAGUUAUGGAAUUUUGUGUAGGCGUACUUCAAGAUAUGUUAGAAUCAAGUCCUGGUAAGAAGUUUCCUCAGCAUCAGGCACAUGACUACUUUACCCAGCUACUAGAUGGCUUAGAAUAUUUACAUGGGCAAGGUGUGGUGCACAAAGAUAUUAAACCAGGCAAUCUUCUUUUGACUCUGGAUCAAACCUUAAAAAUUACAGAUUUUGGAGUUGCAGAGGCAUUGGAUAUGUUUUCACCGAUAGACACAUGCUACACUGGCCAGGGCUCACCUGCCUUCCAACCUCCAGAAAUUGCUAAUGGAGCGGAAACAUUCUCUGGAAUUAAAGUAGAUAUCUGGAGCAGCGGUGUUACAUUAUACAACAUGACAACAGGGCGGUACCCGUUCGAGGGCGACAACGUGUACCGGCUGCUGACGGCGAUCGGGCGCGCGGAGCCCGCGCCGCCGCCGCCCGACGUCGGCGCGCCGCUCGCCCGCCUGCUCGCGCACAUGCUGCAGCGGGACCCCGCGCUCAGGCCCACGGUGGACGAGAUACGGAGACAUGACUGGGUGCGAGCAAUCCCACCAUUACAGCCUGGAGAGAAGAUAGUAAGCCCUAGAUCUCGGCGUUCAGAUGAACUCCACAAUUCUACAGUGAUACCGUACCUCGUUGAGAGACACUACGCGUCAGCACAAGAAUACUUCACUGAAAGGGACUUGAGGCAUGAAUUAGGCGACUGUGGUUCAAGAACGAUGUCAACCGCGGAACUAUCGGACGCGGAAUCAAACCAAUGCAAGAGACGGUGGCACUCGUCGUGCGGAAGAUUGCCGUGUAGACUCACGUGAUGGCGCUGGCGUUGUAUGGAAAAUACCGUUGAUUCUAGAAUGUUCUGGGCUUAUUUGUGAUUCUGGAUGCUUCAAGAGGCUAUUUGGAAAUGGAAGACUUCAUUGGGAAUGUUGGAACUAUUUAUUGAAGAAAAUUAAAUUGAGCGGGUACUUUGAAAAUUGAUGUUAGAAAAUUUGUCGUUGUUUAAAAUGUGAAUAAAUAAAUUUAUAAGAAAAUAUUGAGCCUGUUUGGGUCACGGUUUGGUAGAAGUCUUUAAUUUCCAAAUGCUUAAAUACGUGAAAAAAAUCAAAAUAAAAUAUAAUUAAAAUGAUGAUCAAUUGUGUUUGAAAUUUGCAGUAUUCACUGCGAUGAUAGAUGUACUAGAUGUCUGAAAUCUGAAUGUUUAGAAUAAAACCGCAGAAUUAUAUUUAGAA